GAGAAAGCCUCAAGCAGGAGAGAGAAAGCCAUGAACACAAAUCCCCCAUUCUUACUCUCUCUAAAAAGGACCUCCACCUAGACAGAAAAAGCCCCCAAAACCUUAAAACCCUACUCUCUCAUUCUACUAGACCACAAAACCCUAAAAACUAACUCCCUCUCUGUGCAAGUAUGCUCAAAUCCGCGGCCCACCAAGUUGCAGGGCACCAAGCCACCGAAUCUCAGCUCGGCCCAGUGGUCGACGGCCAUGGCCUCUUCUACAAACCCUUCCAGAACAACAACCGUGGCUCUGAUGAAGCCAAUUUCUAUUUCUCUCUCUACUCAAACCCUGAGAUCCCAAAGCAAAUCCUCUCCUUUUUCCCUCUCUUCCAUGGAACCAAGUUCUUGCCCGCAUCGGACGGCUCAGGACCCCAGAUCCACCUCGCGAUGGAGGACCUCACCUUCCAUCUGAAUCGUCCAUCGGUCCUGGACCUCAAGAUCGGGUCCAGAACCUGGUUCCCCAAAGCUUCGGAGGAUUAUUUCAGGAAAUGCUUGAGCAAAGACAGAGAGACAACUACUGCAAGUCUAGGGUUUAGGGUUUCGGGUUUCCAGGUGUUUUGGGGUGAAGAAUUAGGGUUUUGGAAACCAGAUAGAGAUUGGGUCAGGGGGUUAACCGUUAUAGGGGCUAAGAUGGCUCUAGAAAGGUUCGUUUCUUCAAAUUGUUCGGAUCUGGAUGCGAAGCCGGACUGUAAAUUUGCUGGUUCAGUCUACGGUGGGGAAAAUGGGGUUUUGAAGAAGCUUCUGGAUCUGAAAGCUUGGUUUGAGGAGCAGGUUAUCUACCAUUUUUACUCGGCCUCGGUUCUGAUAAUGUACGAGAGAGAUGGGGUUAAUGGUGGGAUUGUGAAGCUCAUUGAUUUCGCUCAUGUCAUUGAUGGAGAAGGGGUCAUUGAUCACAAUUUUUUGGGUGGUCUUUGCUCUCUGAUAAAGUGUGUCUCUAAUAUUCUUGCUGCUUCGAAAGAGAAUGUAAAUUCCGAUAUAGGGUCAAAGCGGAUUUGAUGUCUCUUUCUGUACUUGUUGUUCUUUUGGUUACUUUGGUUCUGGAUAGGGAACUGGGGCAGCAGUGCAGAGGAAUUGACAUCUCUAUUUCUAUAUGUAUCUCAAUUCAGAGGAAUUGACCUCUCUCUCUCUCUAAUGGGGUCUUUUGAUUAAUAUGGUUUAGAAUUUGUGGAGCAGGAAUGCAAAUGGAUUGACUUUUUCUUUCUCAA
Amborella trichopoda is the source of this 1243-nucleotide messenger RNA. It is a transcript of the gene IPK2BETA, whose product is annotated as inositol polyphosphate kinase 2 beta. Gene Ontology annotation, molecular function: inositol-1,4,5-trisphosphate 3-kinase activity; inositol tetrakisphosphate kinase activity. Gene Ontology annotation, biological process: inositol phosphate biosynthetic process. The record is from RefSeq and is a predicted model, not a curated record. Lineage: Eukaryota; Viridiplantae; Streptophyta; Magnoliopsida; Amborellales; Amborellaceae. Gene Ontology annotation, cellular component: nucleus; cytoplasm.